Messenger RNA from Cheilinus undulatus (humphead wrasse), 2063 nucleotides. RefSeq names its product UDP-glucuronosyltransferase 2B33-like. The record is from RefSeq and is a predicted model, not a curated record. Gene Ontology annotation, molecular function: UDP-glycosyltransferase activity. Lineage: Eukaryota; Metazoa; Chordata; Actinopteri; Labriformes; Labridae. The transcript is spliced from 2 exons. Bases 202 to 1830 code for a protein of 542 amino acids.
AGGAGUUCACUGGGGAUCAUGUAGGGUUAUACAUUCACCUGAAUUCAAACUGCUGUUUGAUAACAUCAGACACUGGAUACUUUUGAAUCAGAAGGCAAAGCAACAGAGUGUGAGGAGGAGCGAGCUGCUUUGCCAAUGAACAGUUCAGAAAAAAAAAAACUACUUUACGGAUAAUGUUGUUUCUUCCUUAACAGUGUUCAGAUGUAUUUCAACACCAUGAUGAAGACAAAUCCAGCCCUGAUGUUCAUCCUGCUGUUUUCUGCAUCUCUGACCUUCAGCUGUGAUGGUGGCAAAAUCUUAGUCUACCCCAUAGAUGGUAGCCACUGGCUCAACAUGAAAAUCCUAGUGGAGGCGCUUCAUUCACGGGGCCAUGAAAUCACAGUAAUCCGUUCCUCCACCAGCUGGUACGUUGCUGAAUCUUCACCCUAUUACAGGUCCAUCACCAUCCCCCAGGAACAGACUCAAAACAUAGAGAGCCAAAGCCACAUGUCCUCCUUCCUGCAGAGAUCAUUAGACAUCCGUCGGAGAGGGGGAACAUUUUGGGCAUUUGUGGAUUUCUAUAAGAACAUUUUUAAAUUAAUUGGAGAUAACCAGAUAAGUGUUGCCCAACAAGUCGUCAACAUCUUUGAGAAUAAGACGCUAAUCAAGGAGCUGAAUGAAACAGGAUAUGACGUCUGUCUGAUGGACCCUGUAUUUCCAGGUGGAGUGCUGGUGGCACAUUAUCUCAAUCUCCCCAUGGUUUUCAAUGUACGCUGGAUUUUUGAUGGAGAUGCACACUUUACUGCUGCUCCUUCUCCUCCUUCCUAUGUUCCCCAGUUGUUCAGCCACUCCACAGACAAGAUGAACUUUUUCCAACGACUCAAUAAUAUUGUCCGUCAUGGCAUGCUAGUUUACAUGUUCCACUUCGUCACAAAUCCACCCUACCAGGCUGUGUGUGAUCGUUAUUUUGGACCAGGCCAUAGCUCCCGUUCCCUCAUGCAGAAUGGUGAUAUUUGGCUGAUGAGGAUUGACUUUACAUUUGAGUUCCCUCGCCCCACGAUGCCUAAUAUCGUCUACAUCGGCGGGUUCCAGGUUAAGCCCUCAAAGCCUCUCCCAGCUGAUUUAGAGGAGUUUGUGCAGAGUUCUGGUGAACACGGGGUGGUCUUCAUGACUCUUGGGACCCUGUUAGGUGACAUAGGCCCAGAGUUAUCUGAAAUCAUUGCCUCAGCUUUUGCCAACCUCCCUCAGAAGGUUAUAUGGAGACACACUGGAAAAAGGCCUGCCACUUUAGGAAACAACACCCUGCUGAUGAAAUGGCUUCCUCAAAACGAUCUUCUUGGUCACCCUAAAACCAAGUUGUUCAUCACACACGGAGGCACCAAUGGACUUUACGAAGCCAUCUACCACGGUGUCCCAGUCCUGGGUAUUCCUCUGAUCUUCGACCAGUUCGAUAACCUUUUGCGUAUAGAGACCAAGGGAGCGGGUGAGAUGGUUGAAGCAACAUCCAUGGAUGUUGAGUCUCUGACGAAUGCUCUGAAGAAUAUUCUGGACCCAGAAAAGCCUUACAAACAGAACAUGCUCAAACUGUCGCAGCUCCAUCGCGACAAACCAAUAAAACCACUAGACAGUGCCGUUUACUGGACAGAGUACGUCAUGAGGCACAAGGGGGCAGCACAUCUACGCACUGACUCCUACAAGCUGCCGUGGUACGUCUACCACAGUCUGGAUGUGAUGGCAUUCUUUGUAGUUUGUGGUUUGCUAAUUGUCACAUUCAUUUGUAUUUCCUGUAAAUGUCUUAUUGGAUGUUUGUUCAAGUCAAAGAAGUCCACAUUAAAGUCUAAGAAAGAUUAGUUAACAUGUAGAUAAAUCAAGUUAGAGACUGUUGAGAUCAACUAGAAAGCACUGAACAAUGAACAGAUCAUCUAAAUUGAUGGAGUGGGAAUGUGCUGGAAAAAAAAAAUCAUUUAGAAAUGGCAGAACUAGAAGAGCUUUCCUUUAUACCAAAUUGUGUUUAUGUGCAAUUUAACUUUACUGCAAGAAUAAUUUGACGGUGUUUCUUCAUUACAAUAACAGUAUUUUCUCAA